CUUUCUCUGCGGACUCCGGACUCCAUCUUAGUCGUGUGUCCGUCACUCGUUUCCGGGGAGUGGACGGGCUGCUGCGCGGGUUUCCUUGCUGGCUGUGGGGUCGGCUGCUGAGCGCGUGCGAGCGCGAGCUGGUGUUGGCGCGCGCCCGCCCUUGUCGUGGGCAGGUGGUCGCUGUCGUGCGCGGUGACUCGACGCUCACCACUUUGACUCUUCCCAGGCGGCCGCACCGUUCGGCGUUCCCAGCAGCAGAGAUGGUGACAGCUGCCCUUCCUCGCCUCCUCCCCGGCUCGCGCCUGCGAGACCUCGUAGCUGUUCUAGUGGGUCUGAAGGGGGUCGGCUUGCAGGGCCGCGUCCGUCCCCUGACGGCUACCGUCCAGCAUCUCCUGAAGCUGUCGGCCGCUGGCAGAUCCUCCUGGGAGCCGUGGCUGCUCAGUUGUUAGGUGUGGGCUUUUCCCUGCUGCCCCUUACCAGGGCGAGGCCGUUCCCCUUUGUUCCUGGUUGGUUGAGUUCUCUUGUUAAGACAGGGUCGUGGUUUCGUCAGAUGGCGUCCUGGGUCCGUCGAAGCGAUCAUGGGGUUUUGGUUUUCAUUCUGUUCACAAGGCUUAUGACUGCAGUUGUGCUCCCUGAACCGGCCGUUUUAUUUCCUAUCAUGGGACAGACCUGCUGCUGAUGCCCAGAGGCCUGUCCCACCGAGGAGGGGUUGCAGCGGAUGGCGGGAGUAAGCCCCGCUGCGUCGUUGGCGGCAGUGGCCGGAGCCACACACCAGGUGGCCAAACCGGGUCAUACAAGGAGAGGACUCCCCGUUGGGACACAUAGGAGCGUGUUUGGCUCUAGAUCAAAUGGCGGCUGAAUGUAAGGGAACAAAGAAAUUAAGGGGUUGGUCUCCAAGCGAAGCUGCUGAGAGUCAGGAGGCCUCAGCAGAGGGUCUGGGAAAGUACAUUCCCCCUGCGGAGUCACUUUGCAGGAGCUGCUGUUGCCACCUGCGCCGCGUGUUGGGAGUGGAGGGCUCAGGUGAUGUAGUGGGAGAGAAUAGGAAUGGGGUCCUUUGCCCACACGGGCACGCACAGCCCACGACCUUCUGUUGUCUGUGGAGUACUAGGGUUAGACCAGCCGAAGGACUAGAAAGAGAAAGAGGGAGGAAAGGGGUAAGGGGGGAAAUCUCUCACCCUUUUGGGCAACGCAGUCCGUAGGGCACUCCUUGGGCCUCUGGGUGUUCUCAAGGAACAGUCCCAGCUGGAGAUCGUCACCGAGGGAAGCUCCCACAAAAUUCUUAAAGACUCUGGGGAUACAGUGUCAGAGCAAAGUGGCCCCCAUGACAGAUGCCAAACUAGGGUGGCCUGAUCCCGUGGAGCUGUGGCAUGGGUGGGGAAGAAUUCCCCGAGACAGACCCCGGAGAUAGAAGUUUAUUGAGGACCCCACAGGGGAGCAGCACACGGGACAGCAGAAGAGAGUGUUUGCCUCGAGGUGGUGCCGAGGGAUGAGAAUCAGGGGGGACCAUGAGGGAGUAUGUGAUCCUAUGGACUCCCAGCCCUUCCGGUCACUGAGGGCACUGCCAUGGGUGUAUUUGUGUGUUGUCACUUCCCGCAUGGGUGUGACUUGGGUCCUAGGGUGGGGUGCGGUUUCCCGUGUGUCACCCCCACAUCCUCCCACACACAUGGGUGAGGAGGGAGCGUUGCUACAACAGAACAUGUGGCUGUUCCAGGACGCAGUGGUGUUUGCAGAUGUGGCUGUGAACUUCACCCCGGAAGAGUGGGCUUUGCUGGAUGGUGGUCAGAGGCAGCUCUACAGAGAUGUGAUGCUGGAGACCUGCAGGAACCUGGCCUCCCUGGUUGGUACAAGUCAGGAUGAAAGGAGUGCAUCAAGGACUCAGCGGAAUGUUCUGCAGAAUGAGCUCCCCAGUGAAGGCGAGACCGUCUUAUGUGCAAGAAAUGAUUCGUUCUCUGUUUUUGGAGAAAACUGGAAAUUUCCUAACGGUGGAGAUGAGACCCAAACCGAGGAAAGGUGUUUGAGAAGUCAUCUGCCGGAGCGGGUCUGUGAAAGCAGUGAAGAUUAUCGAUGUGGAGAAACCAGAAGGCAGAUGACAAGUCUUACUGUGCGUGAGGAUUGUCCUACUGGAGACAGGUCCUGUCACUGCGCCAAGUGUAGAGAAGCCUUCACAGAUGGUUCUUUCCCUGAGAAUCCACUAAGAUCCCACCCUGGACACAAACCUAGUCCCCGUGAGGAAUGUGGGCCGGCCUGCAGCUGUGUCUCUUGCCCCAGCCCUCACGUGGACCCAGGCCUUGUAGAGAAACCUUAUGAACCUCAGGACACGGGGGGAGCAUCGAAGAGAGACUUCAAGAGUCGCGGUAGUAAACAAUCUUUAGAGUGCAAGAAAUGUGGAAAAACUUUCACUUGCAGGUCGUCCUUUCGGGGUCACAUAAGGGGUCACUGUGGACAGAGAGUUCAUGCGUGUGACGUGUGUGGGAAAGUCUUCAUGUAUCAGUCCUACCUUACACGUCACAUGAGAACUCACAGUGGGGAGAGACCCUAUGAAUGUGUGAAGUGUGGAGAAGCCUUUGGGUCUGCUUCAAGUCUGCAAAGACAUGUGAGGACAUACACUCGGGAAAAACCCUGUAAAUGUCAGCAAUGUGGGAAAGCCUUCCCUGGUGACUACUCCCUUGAAGCACACAUGAGAAGACACGAAGAGGACAGAGCCUUGGAAUGUAAGGAGUGCGGGCAAAGUUUCAGGAAGCAUCUGCUUUUUGAACAUCACAUGGCCACACACAAUGUCAUGAAACCCUAUGAGUGUAAGGAGUGUGGCAGACUCUUUAGAUAUCACACAGCCCUUGGAGUCCAUAUGAGGACCCAUACUGGGGAUAGACCCUACGAAUGUAAGGAGUGUGGGAAAACUUUCCAGAAGUGUGAACAUUUUAAACAUCACACGAUCACCCACAGUACCAUGAAAGCCUAUGAAUGUAACCGGUGUGGCAGAUCCUUCCGGGAUCACACAAACCUGCGCAUCCAUAUGAGGACGCACACUGGGGAGAGACCCUAUGAAUGUCAGCAGUGUGGGAAAACCUUCAGAUAUCGUGGAAAUCUGCGGGAACAUACGACAACACACACGGGGGAGAGACUGUAUGAAUGUCAGCAGUGUGGGAAGACCUUCAGGUAUAACUCAUGCCUGCGAGAACACAUGUGGAAGCACACUGGAGAGAGACCCUAUAAGUGUCAGCACUGUGGAAAAGCCUUCAUUCGUCACCACACUCUUGUACUACAUACUGUGAGAAGGCACACCAAGGGUGGACACUUGGAAUGUAAGGAGUGUGGUGAAACUUUCAGAAAGCAUCAACCUUUCGAACGUCACAUGGCCACACACGGUAUCCUGAAACCCUAUGAAUGUAAGGAGUGUGGAAGAGACUUCAGGUGGCACAGAGACCUACAGGUACAUACGAGGGUACACACUGGGGAAAGACCCUUCAUAUGUGAGCUGUGUGGAAAAGCCUUUAAGUCUCUCGCAAACCUUCGAGGACAUACAAGGACACACACUGGUGAAAGGCCCUGCAAGUGUCAGCAGUGUGGGAAAACCUUCUCGACUCAUGGAAACCUGCAAGUACAUAUGAGGACACACACUGGGGAAAGACCCUGUAAAUGUGAGCAGUGUGGGAAGGCUUUCCUAAGUCCUGGAAACCUGCGAGCUCAUAAGAGGACACACAGUGGAGAACGACCUUGUAAAUGUCAGCAGUGUGGGAAAGCCUUCACCACUCCUGGAAACCUACGAGCUCAUAUGAGGACACACAGUGGGGAAAGACCCUGUAAAUGCCAGCAGUGUGGGAAAGCCUUCACCCGUGCUGCGUCCUUGCGGGUACAUAUGAGGACACACAGUGGGGAAAGACCCUGUAAAUGCCAGCAGUGUGGGAAAGCCUUCACCCGUGCUGCAUCCUUGCGGGUACAUAUGAAGACACACACUAGGAAGAGACUUUAUGAAUGUCACCACUGUGGCAAAGUCUUCAGGAGUCCAUCUCACCUGGAAGCACACAGGCGGACACACACUGGGGAGAGACCUUUUAAGUGUACAGAGUGUGGGAAAGCGUUCAGUCGGCCUCAGUGUUUUCAGGAUCAUUUGAAAACACACAAUACAGUUAAAUCCUAUGAAUGCAAGCAGUGUGGGAAAGCAUACAAGUUUCCCUCAUCCCUUCGAGGGCAUAUGAAGAAACACACUGGGGAGAGAACUUCACUGGUCACUACUCCCUUAAGGAACACGUGAGGAAUCACAGUGGACGGUGACCUUUUGUGAACCUACGGUCUCUGGUAAGACCUUCCAGUAUUGCGUAGAACUGCAAGUAUAUGUGAUGACAGUAGACGAGAAUUGUGUGAAUGUCCACGCUGUGGGAAAGCCUUCAGGUGUCCCUCUAAUCUUCAAGGAUGCUUGUGAGAGCACACUGACGUGAAACCCUAAGAAGUUAAGAACCAUGGAAAAACCUUCCAGUAUUUCCUCAAUCUGGGAGCACAGACACUGGGAAAAUCGUUUGUUAAAUGAGAACCAAUUUACUGGAGACAAACCCGAAUGGACACAAUUUGGGGAACACUUCCCCUAUAGAACUUCAUGUAUUUUGUUCGUGACAGUUGUGGCAGGACAGAAAUCAUUUCAUUGUUACAAACAUGGCUUUGUUUUUGCAAGUGCCUCCUCCAUGAUAGAGAUGCGAAGUGUCUUAAUUUCUAGUUCCUGUUGCUGAUACGAACACUCAUGGUGCUAAGUGUCCUUUGUCCUCUACAUCUGUACAACAUGCACUUUGUUGUCUCAGACUUGAAGUAAUCACCUUGUUAGGUAAAACACAUUUCUUUUCCAUUACAAUGUCUUUUAGACUCAGGUUGAUAAGAACGUGUCUGUGGGAGGGGUGUGUGCAUACAACUUCACAUAAUUUUGGAAAAAAACUUGAAGUUCAUAUUCCAAAAAUUUCCCAAUCUCCGAUCAUCAUAUAAGACUUUUUGAUUGUUGAAAGUUCUUUUCUGUUGCUAAUACUGGAAUUUCCUGACUCUGAAUCAACUCUGUAUUUUCAGUCUUCAUUAUUGAAACACAUGUUUUCACAUAAGUUUUCUCCUUUUAUUGAGCAGUUGUUAAAUUUUUUAUGUUGUUUUUACCUCUUCUGAGAGUUAUUGUUGGUGUCUUUGGUUGUUUUUGUUCCAAUAUGACUUGGAAGAAUGUGCCUUUUGAACAUUG
Molecule: messenger RNA, 5197 nt
Organism: Neogale vison (American mink)
Lineage: Eukaryota; Metazoa; Chordata; Mammalia; Carnivora; Mustelidae
Product: zinc finger protein 77-like
Exons: 3
Coding region: 1478-4243 (921 amino acids)
Biological process (GO): negative regulation of transcription by RNA polymerase II
Molecular function (GO): DNA-binding transcription repressor activity, RNA polymerase II-specific; RNA polymerase II cis-regulatory region sequence-specific DNA binding
Source: RefSeq, a predicted model, not a curated record